Molecule: messenger RNA, 1312 nt
Organism: Branchiostoma floridae (Florida lancelet)
Lineage: Eukaryota; Metazoa; Chordata; Leptocardii; Amphioxiformes; Branchiostomatidae
Product: galactosylceramide sulfotransferase-like
Exons: 6
Coding region: 154-1164 (336 amino acids)
Biological process (GO): glycolipid biosynthetic process
Cellular component (GO): membrane
Molecular function (GO): galactosylceramide sulfotransferase activity
Source: RefSeq, a predicted model, not a curated record
UCCUGUAGAGUCACAAAUAAAAGGACAGAAGAUGCCAUCGUUAGCGAAGCGGCAACCGACAACAUCCAUACUGAAAAGGAGUACCUCGAACACCGUGAAACAAACGCACAUGGCGGCCACGCGGCGGCCACUGGUUCAAAGCCACCGUGCAAGAUGAAGAAAAGUAUUGCAUUUCUAAAGGUGCACAAGGCAGGGUCUGAAACAACAGCCUGUAUUCUGAAGAGAUUCGGCUACGAACACGGACUGAACUUCGUACUUCCAAAGAAAUGUGGCAAUUCGAAGUUGGGAUUCCCUGGAGACAUAACAGACGCCAAACUGAUGAAGCAGAACGUGGAUGAGUACAACAUACUGGUACAUCACACUGUGUACGACAGGGUCAAGUUACACAAGCUCAUGGCGCCGGAUACACAGUUCAUCGCCAUUCUCCGGGAGCCGCUCAGUCAUUUCAAGUCAUUGUUCUUCUACAUCGACAUGGACAAAAAGAUUGGCUUAGAGGAUGAGGAGAACCCACUGGGCAGAUUUCUGGACAACCCAUGGCGUUAUGAGAGAUCGAUGAGAGAGAACAUGCGCAGCGGGUCAUUGACCAAGAACCUCCAGUCUUUUGUCUUAGGAUGGAAGGACAACGACAACAAAGGCAGCGGAGAACUCAGGAAGUACAUCUCUCAGCUUGACAGUGACUUUCCCCUGAUCCUCAUCCUGGAGUACUUCGACGCGUCGCUAGUCUUACUCCGGCGCCUGAUGUGUUGGUCGUUCUACAACAUUCUGUACGACAGACAGCCCAAACAUAAACAAGUAUACUUAAAGCCAGUGUCGGUCUACACCGAGCAACAACUCCAGAACCACAGAAACAUGAGCUGGGUCGACUAUCAGCUGUACGAUCAUUUCAACAGAAGUCUGUGGAGUAAGAUACAGGCAGCAGGGCCGGACUUUCAAGACGAGCUGGAAGCUUUUCAACAGUUAAACCACAACGUCAACAGCUACUGUGCAGGAAAAAAUACGGAGAAGAAAACUUUUCCUGGGUCCAAGUGGAACGGACCGGUGGACAUUGAACCUCAGUUCUGCCAGGAUUUGAAAAGGACACGCGUGAAAUGGGAUCUAGAAAUCUGCAAUCGUGCACGCGGGAAUGGCAAGAGCGAAAUGCGUAAGAAGAAACAAACUAUAUGAACUUUAUACCUACCAGACACCGAUGGAUGGAACUAUUGAUUAAAUCUGAAAUGGAGCUAUAACAUUCGUCGAAGCCAUUAAGAUUCAUUUUCCUGGGGUUAGCUUGAGUGAUGUAGUACUGGUAUUCCUACAGCAAAGAUAGCCUUGG